Eutrema salsugineum is the source of this 898-nucleotide messenger RNA. RefSeq names its product rRNA-processing protein FCF1 homolog. Bases 135 to 725 code for a protein of 196 amino acids. NCBI's taxonomy places the organism in Eukaryota, Viridiplantae, Streptophyta, Magnoliopsida, Brassicales, Brassicaceae. The record is from RefSeq and is a predicted model, not a curated record. Gene Ontology annotation, cellular component: small-subunit processome; nucleolus. The transcript is spliced from 9 exons.
AUCUUCAAUAUCGGCGUCCGUCUCUGAUACCUUCUGAACCUCUCUGCCUCCGCCGAUUUGGAACUCGCAUCGCACAUUUAGCUUUCCGUUCUCUCUGCUUUUUCUAGGGUUUUUUGUUACUCUUAGCUUCAAAUAUGGGAAGGGCAAAGAAACCUCAAAAGUUUGCUGUCAUGAAGAAGAUGAUAAGCCACAAAGCUUUGAAGCAUUACAAGGAAGAGGUUCUGAAUCCAAACAAGAAGGACCUCACGGAACUUCCGAGAAACGUCCCGAAUGUUCCUUCAGGGAUGUUCUUUUCUCACAACACAAAUAUGGUUCCUCCUUACCAAGUUUUGGUGGAUACCAACUUCAUCAACUUCUCAAUCCAGAAUAAGAUUGAUCUUGUGAAGGGAAUGUUGGACUGUUUGUACGCAAAAUGCACUCCUUGUAUCACGGACUGCGUCAUGGCUGAGCUAGAGAAAUUGGGUCAGAAGUAUCGUGUCGCUCUAAGGAUUGCGAAAGAUCCUCGCUUUGAAAGACUACCUUGUGUACACAAAGGGACAUAUGCUGAUGACUGUCUCGUUGACAGAGUUACUCAGCAUAAGUGCUUCAUAGUAGCUACAUGUGAUAGAGACUUGAAGCGAAGGAUUCGAAAGAUUCCUGGUGUGCCAAUCAUGUAUGUGACGCAGCGCAAGUACUCAGUAGAGAGGCUGCCAGAAGCAACAAUUGGUGGAGCUCCAAGAUACUGAUAUUUGAACAGAGACCCGUAUGGAUUCCGAGAAGUUCUGAAGCCUGAGUUAGUGUCGGUUUAAGCUAUGAAUCAAAUGUUGUGAUACCUUAAGCGAUUUUUGUUCCCUGAGUUGGUUAAUCUGCUGUCUGUUUGAUACAAAGUUAGUUAAUAAUAACUUAAUAGAAAUCUUUA